AUGCCUUUUUACGGCCGUCCCAGUGCAAACUGUGAGAGCUGUCGGGAGCGGCGAAUCAAGUGUGAUCGUAUCCAGCCGGUCUGUUCACAGUGCAUAAGGGCGGGCAAGCCAUGUGGCGGUUACCGUGAUAUCCCGAACUUUCUGUUUCGUGACGAAACAGAUAAAGCGGCUCGAAGGUCUGCAACGGCCAAAUCUAGAGCUGGAGAGGGUCGAAAGGUCCCAGUCGCUACAUUAUUAAAGUCGGAUGCAUCGAAAAGAUGCGCACAGCAAUCUAAGGCUGUGUUAUCACAGGCGAAACCCAAUCCAAUGCCGAUUCCCACUAUUUCCCUAGCCGUCUCCGCCAGUUUGGAGGAUCAGGGACUGAGGUUUUUCUGCACUCAAUUUGUAACAGAUGCCGCCGCGGCAAUGGAGGGGCCUUUCUUUUUAUCAAAGUUACCAUUCUUAAACACGGUUUCUGUCGAAUUGCCGUUUCGAGAUGCGGUCCUAUCGGUUGGGCUAGCUGCUCUGUCCAAUGUUACUCGGGAUCCAUCUCUCCGGCUAGCGGCAAGAGAAAAGUAUGUGGCCUCGCUCCAGACUGUCCGUCGGGCUGUGGAGAAUCCACUUCAGGCUCGACCGAAUCAAACAUUAAAUAUCAUCCUAAUGAUCGGUCUAUAUGAGAUGGUUUGUUGCACAUCUAGUCAGCUUGACGCAUGGGUGAUUCACUUAGACGGUGCCGCAGCCCUGUUCAGGCAUGCCAACUUUGGCAAGAUGAUCCAAGCCCGUGAUCCGCGAGCCCAGUUGCAGUUCUGCUACUUUUCCAUGGUCAAAUAUUUUCACGCCAAUAAGGAACUGCCUAUCCAGAUUUUGAAUUCCAAAAUCAAAAUGAUUCAAUCAUCGAAUCCUGAUGAUUUCCCGGCCAUCAACCUUGUUGACAUCCUGAUACGGUUCAUCAAGUUCCACUCCACUCGUAAUGGCCCAGAUUUCGACCCCGAAAUUGGGGCGCAAGCGCUCGCUUUCGAUGAAGAGCUAGAGGAAUGGGAGAGGCGCCUCCCACAUAAAUGGGAGUUCUUUGUUGAAACAUCUUGCAGUGCGCAGCACACAUUCCACGGGAAACAUAUGGUCUAUAACGACAUCUGGGCCUCAAGAGAUCUGAACUACUACUUUUGGGGUCGAUUGAUCGUCAAUGAGAUGAUACUGAAUAAUAUCGCCAGACUGACAAGGAUGGGGCUUUUGAGUGUUUAUCAUCUCCAACAGCGACAGCGAGCGCUUGAUGUGGUUUCGCAUAUGGCGACGUGUAUUUGCGCUGGCGCUGCAGCCCAAUUAAGUGGUUUACAGCAUGCGAUCCCGCUCAAAGGGCAGACUCGCGCUCCUCCAUUGAAUGGUAUCUUUAUGUUGCUUUUUCCAUUGACGAUUGCCGGGGGUUCGGCUGCUGCUCCAGAUGAAGUGCACGAAUGGGUGACCCAGACGUUUCAGGGAAUUGGGUCAAGGAUGGGCAUCCGGAGAGCCCUAGAGUUGAUACCAGAGAUUAAAAAAGUGCGAGCAUGGAAGUCACAGCUGAUAAGGAUGGAACUUUAA
Messenger RNA from Penicillium odoratum, 1554 nucleotides. RefSeq names its product Zn(II)2Cys6 transcription factor domain-containing protein. NCBI's taxonomy places the organism in Eukaryota, Fungi, Ascomycota, Eurotiomycetes, Eurotiales, Aspergillaceae. Gene Ontology annotation, molecular function: DNA-binding transcription factor activity, RNA polymerase II-specific; zinc ion binding. The transcript has 3 exons. Bases 1 to 1554 code for a protein of 517 amino acids. Gene Ontology annotation, biological process: regulation of DNA-templated transcription. The record is from RefSeq and is a predicted model, not a curated record.